Molecule: messenger RNA, 2046 nt
Organism: Paraglomus occultum
Lineage: Eukaryota; Fungi; Glomeromycota; Glomeromycetes; Paraglomerales; Paraglomeraceae
Source: the annotation of a GenBank genome assembly
AUGUGUGGAAUCUUCGCCUAUCUCAACUAUCUUCUCGAAAAAGACCGAAAACACAUCAUAGAGACUCUCAUAGCUGGUCUAGCACGUCUUGAAUAUCGCGGCUAUGACUCUGCGGGUCUUGCAAUUGAUGGCGACGAAACAGACGAGGUCUUUAUAUACAAGCAAGUCGGGAAAGUAGCCGCACUAAAGAAGCUCGUAUCUGAACAAAGCAUAGAUUUGGAACGACCUUUCAUCAGUCACUGUGGUAUGGCUCAUACUCGCUGGGCCACUCACGGACAACCAUCUCCAACAAAUUCCCAUCCCCAUCGUUCUGACUCUAAAGCCGAAUUCAGCGUGGUUCACAACGGCAUCAUUACAAACUACCGGGAACUCAAGUUAGUCCUCGAGAAAAAAGGAUACAUAUUCGAAUCCGAGACUGAUACCGAGGCUGUUGCUAAACUCGCAAAGUAUCUGUAUGAUGAGCGUGGCAACAAUAAUUUGACUUUCACAGCUUUGGUUAAGGCCGUAGUCAAAGAAUUGGAAGGCGCAUUCGCUCUUAUCUUUAAGAGUACACAUUUCCCUAACGAAAUUGUCGCCACGCGCCGUGGUUCUCCCCUGUUGGUUGGCGUUAAGACUGAAAAGAAAUUAAAAGUUGAUUUUGUUGACGUGGAAUUUGCUUCAGACGAGAAGGUAGAAACGAAUCUUUUAGCUCCACCGGAUGCAUCAAGACUUCGCCGCAGUCAGUCGCGAACUUUCCUUAGUGAGGAUGGAAUGCCCCAACCAAUCGAAUUCUUCCUUGCAUCUGACCCAUCUGCUAUUGUCGAGCAUACAAAGCGUGUGCUUUAUCUUGAAGAUGACGACAUUGCUCACAUCAGUGACGGAGAACUCCAUAUUCACCGUCUCAGACGUGACGAUGGCAUCUCAGCAGUCCGUUCCAUCGAGACUCUAGAAAUUGAAAUUAACGAAAUCAUGAAGGGCAAAUUUGAUCACUUUAUGCAAAAGGAAAUCUAUGAGCAGACCGAUUCCGUUGUGAACACUAUGCGUGGUCGUGUUAACUUUGAAACCCAUAAAGUUACUCUAGGUGGUCUUAAGGCUUACUUGCAGACUAUUCGUCGAUGCAAACGUAUAGUCUUUUGUGCUUGUGGUACCAGUUAUCAUUCUUGUCUGGCGACUCGUGCAAUAUUUGAAGAACUUACGGAAAUUCCAGUCUCGGUCGAGUUAGCGAGUGACUUUCUUGAUCGUAAAACACCAAUCUUCCGUGACGAUGUUUGCGUCUUUGUAUCACAAUCAGGUGAAACAGCAGAUACCAUUCUUGCCUUGCGAUAUUGUCUUGAACGCGGUGCUCUUUGUCUUGGUAUUACCAAUACUGUCGGUUCAACUAUUUCUCGCGAGACUCAAUGCGGUGUCCACAUCAACGCUGGUCCCGAAAUCGGUGUUGCUUCUACCAAAGCGUAUACCUCGCAGUUCAUUGCUUUGGUUAUGAUGGCCAUUCAGUUGAGUGAAGAUAGGACGUCUAUGACACAGAGGCGAAACGAAAUCAUUGACGAGUUGAAGAAGUUGCCAGACUAUAUCAAGGAAGUUUUGAACAUGGAUCAAGGAUUGAAAAAAUUGGCUAACGAUGUGCUCUACAAGGAGAAGAGUUUGCUAAUUAUGGGACGUGGUAUGCAAAAUGCUACUUGCUUGGAAGGUGCCUUGAAAAUUAAGGAAGUAUCUUAUAUGCACUCCGAGGGUAUCUUGGCUGGCGAAUUGAAACAUGGUCCACUGGCUCUCGUCGAUGAGAAUAUGCCUGUGAUUCUUAUUAUGACAAAGGAUUCCUUGUAUCCGAAAGUACAAAGCGCUCUUCAGCAAGUUACGGCUCGAAAGGGUCAGCCCAUCAUCAUCUGUAACGAAGGCGAUGACGAAUUAUCCAAGAAUUACAAGACUAUCACGAUACCGCAAACCGUCGAUUGUCUUCAGGGUAUUCUUGCCAUUAUACCAUUACAGCUGCUCUCGUAUCAUUUGGCAGUGUUGCAUGGAGUCGAUGUAGAUUGUCCAAGGAACUUGGCUAAAUCUGUCACUGUCGAAUAA